AGUUGGGGUUCCUUGAGGUUUCUGUGUAGGAUUAGGCUCGCCAAUGCAGUUUUGGUGGAUGCGGAACCCCUCACGAGCAGCAGUUCCACGAGAGCAAGCAGAGGAUUGUUGUCGGUUUCGAAGAGGAGAGCAGACAUGGCGGCCCUGACAUCCUCGCUCGCCUCCCUCACGAUCACACCACUCUCAUCAGCUGUCUCGUCGAGGUCCUCCGUGAGCAACAAUGGCGCGUCGUUGCUGAGGAUUGAAUGCUCGUCGCACCCACAGAAGAAGUCGACUGCUGGCCACAACAAGACCAGGCCGAAGAAGAGUAACCCGUAUGACAAGAACAGGCAGGGACCCACCGUGUACAAGAGGCUUCCGAAGCCACCACCCAUCUGGGGUUUCGACACCUCAGACCUCGACCAGGCAGAGGUGGCCUCGGAUGCCUCUGCCUCCGCUUGAAUUCGAUGAAUUCAGUGCGUGAGGUUCAGUAGUUUCAGACGUUUGUAGGAAUUAUUCUCGUUUCUUGUAGCUGCAUUCCUUAUUGAAGAAUUUGCGUUGCAAUUGAUAUUUGUACUCGUGUUGGGUUUUAGCCACUUUGCGUGAUGUAAUGCAUUGUGUCGUCAUGUUGCACUACAGUCGCAGAGAGUUGUUGGUCACUGAGCGGAAAGGAUACUGCCAUUUUGUAGGGCUUCGACACUGGUAUAAUGCAAAAUGACUCAAUUCCUCUUUCGUGUUGCACAA
Physcomitrium patens is the source of this 723-nucleotide messenger RNA. RefSeq names its product large ribosomal subunit protein cL38. The record is from RefSeq and is a predicted model, not a curated record. Gene Ontology annotation, molecular function: rRNA binding; structural constituent of ribosome. Gene Ontology annotation, cellular component: ribosome; chloroplast. Gene Ontology annotation, biological process: translation. NCBI's taxonomy places the organism in Eukaryota, Viridiplantae, Streptophyta, Bryopsida, Funariales, Funariaceae.